This is a messenger RNA of Thlaspi arvense, 1010 nucleotides long. The record is from the annotation of a GenBank genome assembly. NCBI's taxonomy places the organism in Eukaryota, Viridiplantae, Streptophyta, Magnoliopsida, Brassicales, Brassicaceae.
AUAAAUACGUUUGCUAUCAAACCUCAUUAUAUACUUUGCAGAUAUCUAAAACUAAGAAACAAAAAUCAUCUGUGAGAUAUCCACAGCUCCAAACCAUGGAGGUCAACGUUGAAGAAAAUCGUCAACAUGAAGAAUCAACGGAAUGGUUCGUAAAAUACCUAAACCGUCAAGGCGAUUGGCUAGAGAAAACAAGAGGAAAUCUAAUGGUUGCAGCAACGGUUAUAGCCGCUAUGAGCUUUCAAGUUAUGAUUAGUCCUCCAGGUGGCGUAUGGCAGAGUGAUGGUUGUUCUUCCGGAAAUCAAACUGUUUGCAAGGGGAAAGCCGGAACUGCGGUACUGGAGCACGAGAGUUCGAAGCGUCGACUCUAUCUUGGAAUGGUUAUUAGCAGUACGGUAUCAUUUUCUGCCUCUAUGAGUCUCAUUCUCCUCGUCAUCAGCGGUUUACAACUCAGGAGCCUGAUGAUAAUGGCAAUUCUGGUAAUGUUGAUGGUGGCAGCGGUUCUUUGUAUAUCGGCGGCAUUUUUCUUGGCGGUGGCGUUGGUUAAUACGGACGAUCAAAUCAUUUCUGAUAUACUAAUGAUUUAUUUUGGAUUUUGGAUUGUGUUUCCUAUUUUAAUACUCAUAAUCCAACUCGUUCGAUUUAUAGGUUGGCUUAUUUGUUUUAUAUGUUGUUGUCGUCCACGUCGACGGCGUUCCCCUCGAAGGUUGCCACCAUUGGCUCCAUCUCUUGCGCAUUAACGAAGAGGAGGAAUGAUCAGUGGCUCGAACCCACGUAUGAAAUAAAUAAAAAAUGGUGAUUACUAGAAGAAAAGUCUCCCAUGUUCAUUAUUAGAAGGUUUAACGUUGAUUGUAUAUAUGGGUUUGUUUAAUUACUGCAUCUGUUUUGUUAAUAUUUUUCAGUGUGCAUCGUGUGGUUAAUCUAGUUGCUUGCGGUCUAGUUAACAAAUAAUUACCUUUACCAAUCAAUCGUCUUCUAAAUAUAAUGGGUGCAAAAAACGUUGCAAUUGAAAA